Lactuca saligna is the source of this 542-nucleotide messenger RNA. NCBI's taxonomy places the organism in Eukaryota, Viridiplantae, Streptophyta, Magnoliopsida, Asterales, Asteraceae. The record is from the annotation of a GenBank genome assembly.
AUGAUCUUGGAUAUAUAUGUUGACUCCAUUUAUGUAGAGGAAAUUGGUGGUGCUAGGGUGACUAUUGUAAGAAAAAAACAAGGCGGGAACUCUAUGACAACGGUUUUGCUGCGUCGAAGUACAGAUAGCAUACUUGAUGAUCUGGUAAGGGCUGUUGAUGAUGGUGUAAACACUUACAAGGAUAGUAGAAUUGUGCCUGGAGCUGCAGCCACUGAAAUUGAAUUAGCAAGAAAACUGAAGGAGUUUUCUUUCUCAGAGACAGGAUUAGAUCAAUAUGUAAUUGGAAAAUUUACAGAGAGCUUUGAAAUGAUACCAAAAACAUUAGCUGAGAAUGUCAAAGUUGGUAUAGAUUUAGAGGAAGGAGCAUGUAAGGAUGUCUCCACAUUGAAGGAAAUCAUAUCAUUAUUUCUUGUGUUGUGCUUACAGGGUAGAUGAUACUGAAUAACUCUUGAAUUAGAAGAGGAAAGAAAGCUCAAGCCGAAAGAGAUAAGAUGCUGCAAAUGCAAGAGUUGCAUUCUUCAUUUCAAUUGUUAGUAUGAAAC